Molecule: messenger RNA, 1458 nt
Organism: Mesorhabditis spiculigera
Lineage: Eukaryota; Metazoa; Nematoda; Chromadorea; Rhabditida; Rhabditidae
Source: the annotation of a GenBank genome assembly
AUGAGUUUUGGACGAGAAUGCGGGCUAUAUAUUGGCACGCGUUAUCAGGGACAAAAAGCGGUCGCCGAGCAAGCGUUAUCAGCUCCCGGAAAACAGGAGCACGUUGCGGGGAAUCUACGAGGACCUGCAAAUCGUCAAACCGACUGGCCUUCCAUCUACCUAACAUGUCUGUUGAUCGGGUUUGCCGGGUUGAACAUGACCAUCUAUGCGACUAGUCUAUGGCCAUAUACGACUUGGGUAACAAAGCAAGCCGAUGUCGCUUGGCUGGGCUAUGCGCUGGCCGGGACAAGCUUAGGCUCCAUUUUGGCCGACCCACUCUUCGGCUGGUGGCAACAGAAGACGAACUCAAAACCUCCGCUACUCUUUGGGUUUGCCGUAACGUUAAUAGGAAACAUCCUCUAUGCUCUGUUGCCAAUAUUCCCGGAAGCGGCCAUCCUCUACGUGUUGGUCAUCUCCAGGAUAUUUCUAGGGUUCUCUUCAUCAGCCAUCGGUCUUCUGCGUACCUUCGUGUCAAUGAAUACCCUCGAAAAAGAUCGUCUUCUUGGAACGGCUGCUCUAUCUAUUGGCCUUACUCUGGGAUUAUCGCUAGGCCCAGUUGUACAGAUGGCCGCAAUCCCACUCGGUGAAGAAGGCUUCACCCUAUUUGGCAUCCUCAUGGACCAAUAUACCGUACCCGCGAUUCUGAUGUCAAUUUUGUGCAUCGUCAACCUCAUCAUAAUCCAAUUCUAUCUGCACGAGAAUUUUGCCGGGUUUGCCGGGGAAAUAGGUGACGAUGGAGAAGCGAAAGAAGAUCCAUCCCUGCCUCCUUACGAUAAAGUCGCGCUGGGAGUGCUGUUUUAUAUCUGGUGCCUGAUGAUGACGGCUUCUGCUUCGGAAUAUACUCAUGAAGUCAUCACGAAACAUGGUAUCCUCCAAAGCGUACAAUGCGUACUCUCCGCCAUCGCUGCUAUUUUGUUGAUGAAGACGAGGAUUAGGAAUAUUGACAACCGUAUCCAGCUCUCGUUCGCUCUGUGUCUCUUCCUCUUCGCCAGUCUCUUCCUAUUCCCAUGGCCAUUUUUCGAGCCGGCCCAGGAUUUUCCGGUCCCACCGGGGCAAAAUCCGCAUCAGUGUGACGCUGCUUGUUUGAAACGGAGAGUCCCAAUGUGGUUGUACUUCUUCUCCCUCGCUUUCUGCUAUGGACCCGCAGCAUCGAUAGGGGUCACGGUGACGAACAGUCUGGCGACGCUGGUGGUUGGGCCAAGAAAACAGGCCCUGAUCCAAGGCUGGAUGACGGCCGCCGGAAGCUUGUCCUCCUUUUUAUGGCCGCUCGGAGCUACCGAAGCUUUCAAGAUGGACGGGAUGCGGACGAUUUCCCUUGCCAAUACAUCGUUUUAUCUGAUUGGUCUAGUUUUAAUUGUUUUCUAUCGGAAACGUCUAUUGCCACUUGUCAUUCCGGGGAGGUCUAUGGAUUUUGCUGCG